Molecule: messenger RNA, 1793 nt
Organism: Lutzomyia longipalpis
Lineage: Eukaryota; Metazoa; Arthropoda; Insecta; Diptera; Psychodidae
Product: ubiquitin-conjugating enzyme E2 Q2
Exons: 8
Coding region: 281-1429 (382 amino acids)
Biological process (GO): protein polyubiquitination
Cellular component (GO): nucleus
Molecular function (GO): ubiquitin conjugating enzyme activity
Source: RefSeq, a predicted model, not a curated record
AAAAACGAACAAUGAAACAUAUCUGAAGAAACAUUGUAAAAAGUAAAAAAAAAACAGCAGCCAUCAGAGAAGAAUAAAUUUUCUUGGCGUGAAAAUCCCAUGAAAAAGUGCAUAAAGAUUGCAAAAGUGCGUGAAAAGCGAGUGCUCGUGUGGUGUUUGUGCGAAAAGGAUUGCAAAUGUGCGUGUUUUAGCGGGGAGUGGGUGCGGAAAAGUUGAAAAGUUCUUCGCAGUAGAUUUCGGGGCCUGAAGAGAAAGAGAGUACAUUAUAGUUUUUACAAUAAUGGCGUGCUUAAAUACACUCAAGUUGGAGAUAAAGACAUUAGAGCAAACAUUUACGAAAGCCCAUGAACGUUUCCAAAUAAUGAAUGCAAGUGUUGAUGAACUAACGUGCAGAUUUAUCGGGAAGAAUGGCAAACGUUACGACAUCCAUGCGAAUAUUACAGAGACAUACCCCUCCACCCCGCCAGUUUGGUUCGCCGAAAGCGAAGAGACCAGCGUAACAAAUGCUGUACAGAUUCUCAGCAAUACCCAUGGAAGGGAUAAUCAUGUUAUUAAUCAAGUGGGUAUAUUGAUAAGGGAACUAUGUCGACUUCACAACUGCCCCUUGCCACCGGAUUUGGAUAACUUGGCAUUGCCACUACAGCAGCCAGAUCCUCCUGCCGCGGUACACUCACAUGCUCAGUCCAUUGAUGACAAUGAGUCAGAUGGCGAUGAUUUGGAUGAUGUUGUGGGUGAAAGUGAUCAAGAGAGUGAAGCCGAGGAGGAUUUGCCUUUAGAGAUGGACGAUGGACGUAGUACAAAUAAAGACGAGAUGGAGGUUGAGCAUUUAGCAACAUUAGAAAGACUGCGACAAAGUCAACGACAGGAUUAUCUGAAGGGCUCAGUAUCUGGAUCUGUCCAAGCCACCGACCGUUUAAUGAAGGAGCUGCGUGACAUUUAUCGCUCAGAUUCAUUCAAAAACAACAUGUAUUCUAUAGAACUCGUCAAUGAUUCGAUAUAUGAGUGGAAUAUACGGCUAAUGUCUGUUGAUCCAGAUAGUCCACUGCACAACGAUCUCGUCAUGCUCAAAGAGAAGGAGGGCAAAGACAGCAUAUUGCUGAAUAUUAUGUUCAAGGAAACGUAUCCAUUUGAGCCGCCAUUUGUACGUGUUGUGCAUCCCAUUAUUUCUGGAGGAUACGUCCUUGUGGGUGGAGCAAUUUGCAUGGAAUUGCUAACGAAGCAAGGAUGGAGCUCGGCAUACACGGUUGAAGCCGUAAUCAUGCAAAUUGCAGCAACACUAGUCAAGGGAAAGGCUCGUAUUCAGUUUGGACCAACGAAGGUUUUGUCGCAGAGCCAGUAUAGCCUAGCACGUGCCCAACAGAGUUUCAAGUCACUUGUACAAAUCCAUGAGAAAAAUGGCUGGUUUACACCACCAAAGGAGGACGGCUAAGUGCGCGCGUGGGUGCAAUGUUAAAGAGACAGAAAGAUGGGUGUAAAGCCGUGUAGAAAGAUGAUGGAGGGCAGGAGGAGACAACAGAAUUAGUGAGAAAGAAAGAAAAAAAUUGAGCAUCAGGAGGCGAAAAUUCGUUUAAAUUAAAAUUUAUAACUUGUGUAUAAUAUUAACUGAGAGAAAUACUUGAAUUUCAGGAAGUUUUUUUCAUCAAUCAUGUAAAAAAAAAAAUGAAGACGUUAUCUCAAUCCUUUGUCUUUAGACGUAAAUAUAAAUAUAUAUAUUAGUUAUAAAUUUAAUUUCCAGAUAAUGCAAGAAUGAAAUGUAUAAAAAAAAAUAAAAACAAGAUAAUUUAGAUGCGAAA